This is a messenger RNA of Ceratitis capitata (Mediterranean fruit fly), 3013 nucleotides long. It is a transcript of the gene Ir93a, whose product is annotated as ionotropic receptor 93a. The transcript is spliced from 14 exons. The record is from RefSeq and is a predicted model, not a curated record. NCBI's taxonomy places the organism in Eukaryota, Metazoa, Arthropoda, Insecta, Diptera, Tephritidae. The coding region runs from base 373 to 2973 and encodes 866 amino acids. Gene Ontology annotation, molecular function: ligand-gated monoatomic ion channel activity. Gene Ontology annotation, cellular component: membrane.
GUGCGUAUGCACGAGUGGUUGGGCUCAUCGCCACAGUGCAAUGGCCGUGCUUUCGAUUUCACUCGUUAAAUAUUAACAACACCAAUCUGGCCUUUGCUCUCAUCCAUGGCGGCACAUUGCAUUUGCGUGUAUGUAUGUAUGUACCGUUGUAUUCUUGCCGGUUCGAUUUGAAGUGUUAGUUAGGCGCACGCAAAAUGCAAUCAGAAAUUAAUAUAAUAUAUAUUUUUUUCCACUUUUCUAUUAUCCUUGUUUAUAACAUUCAAUUCAUUUGAGGCUUUUUUUGUUUUAUUUUUGAGUUCAAACCUCUUUCGUAUGCUCUGCAGUGCUUAGUUGAGUUUUAGUUUUCGUCAACGCAAGUAGUGGGUGGGUGCAAUGCGCUUUUACGCUACGAUUUGGCUGUUUUUGCUGCCAUUUUUCCUGUCGCUGCUCCCUCGGAAUGCUGAAGCCAAUGAUUUUUCUUCAUUUCUAACGGCAAAUGCAUCUUUGGCUGUGGUGGUGGAUCAGGAGUACAUGCAGCGACGUGGUGAAAAUAUUUUGGCCAAUUUUCAGAAAAUCCUCAGUGACACAAUACGUGAAAAUCUCAAAAAUGGUGGCAUCGAAGUUAAAUAUUUUUCCUGGAGUCAAAUUCGUUUGAAAAAAGAUUUCCUAGCUGCCAUGACCGUGACAGACUGCAAGAGUACUUGGCAAUUCUAUGAGUCUACCCAACAGACUUCCAUACUACUGAUCGCCAUAACUGAUGCCAACUGCCCACGUUUGCCAUUGAAUCGGGCCAUUAUGAUACCCAUAAUCGAUGAAGGACAGGAAUUAUCACAAAUCAUUCUUGACAUUAAGGUGCAACAAAUAUUGCGUUGGAAAACGGCGGCAGUGUUGCUCGAUCAGACGAUAUUGAGCGACAAUCCCACUUUGGUCGAAUCUGUUGUGCAUGAAAGCGUGAAAAAUCACAUCACACCCUUUUCUCUGCUCCUCUACCGCAUCGACGAUUCGUUACGUAGCCAAAAGAAGCGUACCGUUAUACGCCAAAUGUUAAUGAAUUUCCAGGAUAACGUACAGACGCCACGACAAUUUAUUGUACUCUCGAAAUUCUAUGAAGAUAUCGUCGAGAUUGCCGCAAGCUUGAAACUAUUUCAUGUCUACAAUCAAUGGUUGUUCUUCGUACUCAAUGAAGAGCUGCGGAAUUAUGAUGCUGUGUCCGUCACGCAGAACUUGGAGGAGGGCGCAAAUAUUGCGUUCAUUUUAAAUGCAACAGAGCCAACGGGGACUAGUUCGAUUAACUGUACAAUUGCCGAAUUGUCAAUGGCUUUUGUAACGUCCAUUUCACGAAUGAUUGUUGAGGAACAAUCUAUCUACGGGGAGAUUUCCGACGAAGAAUGGGAAGCGAUAAGAUACACGAAGCAAGAGAAGCAGGAUGAGAUACUGGGUUACAUGAAGGACUAUAUCAGAAUGAACAGUAAAUGUGCCAGUUGUUCGCAUUGGAAAAUUGAAACGGCCUUGACCUGGGGUAAAAGCGAAGAGCAUCGUAGAUACCAAACGAAUCUCGAGCUUCGUGAUACGCGCAAUAGAAAUUUCGAAUUCAUUGAUGUGGGUUACUGGACACCAACGUUGGGCUUCAUAACACACGAAGUAAUGUUUCCACAUAUUGUGCACUCUUUUCGGAAUAUCACCAUGGAUAUCCUGACUGUGCAUAGCCCACCAUGGCAAAUUUUGGAACGCGACAGUCGUGGGGAUAUUGUGCGUCAUAGCGGUAUUACCAUGGAAAUCUUGAAAGAAAUGAGUCGGAUGUUAAAUUUUUCCUACAUACUGCAUGAAGUCAAAACGAACCCAGCUGAGUUGGCUGCCGAGGAAAUGCAACAAACCAGCAAUUUAACAGAUGACCUUUUGGGCUCACUCACAUUCAAUAUACCCUAUCAAGUUAUAGAAACAAUGCAGUCGAGUCGUUAUUUCAUGGCCGCUUUAGCUGCAACUAUUGAUGAACCAGAUAAGAAAUCUUUCAACUACACAGUGCCAAUAAGCGUCCAAACAUAUACAUUCAUUGCUCGACAGCCAGACGAAGUGAGUCGCAUUUAUCUAUUCACUGCGCCCUUUACGACCGAGAUAUGGGGUUGUCUGGUUGCUAUCAUUAUAAUCACUGCGCCUGUCUUGUACUUCAUUAAUCGCUUGGUGCCCAUGGAGCACCUGCGCAUUACCGGCCUCAGCACGCUUAACAGUUGUUUCUGGUAUAUUUAUGGCGCGCUGUUGCAACAAGGCGGCAUGUAUUUGCCUAAAGCGGAUAGUGGUCGACUUGUCAUCGGUGUCUGGUGGAUUGUUGUUAUUGUGCUAGUGACAACUUAUAGCGGCAAUCUAGUCGCCUUCCUUACCUUUCCACAAUUCCAACCAGGUAUUGAUUACUUUUUUCAAAUAUUUUCAUCCAAUGAUGUGCGCCAGUUUGGUUUGCGAAAUGGUUCCUACUUCGAGAAAUAUUCCACACAGAUAACAACCCGCGACGACUUUCGUGAUUUUGUGCAGCGUGCUAUUAUUUACAACAAUGUUCAAGGCGAAGAUAUUGGUGCUGUACAAGAUGGAAAACGCGUUAACGUUGACUGGCGCGUCAACCUGCAAUUGAUUGUACAAAGACAGUUUGAGAAGAAUAAGGAGUGCAAGUUCGCUUUGGGUCGUGAUAGCUUUGUAGAUGAGCAGAUUGGUUUGAUGGUUCCUAAAAAAAGUCCUUACUUGCAAUUAAUUAACGACCAAAUAAUGCACAUGUUUCGAAUGGGCUUCAUAGAACGUUGGCACCAGAUAAAUCUACCUUCUAUGGAUAAAUGUAAUGGUCAUGGCGGUAUGCGCCAAAUAAUGAAUCAUAAAGUGAACUUGGAUGAUAUGCAAGGCUGCUUUAUGGUGCUUUUAUUUGGUUUCAUGAUAGCCCUGUUUGUGUUGUUCGUUGAAUAUUGGUACAGAUGGUAUUUCGUCGAGAAAAAGAAAGCCACAUUUACAUCAUAAAAUGUUAAUUGUAUUGCUUUGUGAAAAAGUUCGCACCACA